AUGAAUGAAGACUGGCGUUUUGGUAAAAAAGCGCGUCUCAAGCUAUGUGCACCACGGAAAAAACCAAAUUUGGCUAACUUGAAACGGAAAAAACUCGAAGAUCAUGAAAAUAAUGAUGAGACAAAUGAAAUAAUUGUGGGACCAUCUACUUCGACUAUAUUUUGUUCCACAACCCCAGAAAAUACAUUGAUUACUACAAAUAUUCUAGCCACACCAAAAAAAAAAAACCCGAUGAAUGUCUCAAGAAAUUUAGAAAACUCUUUUUCAUACCCUUCACAAAAUGAAAUCAGCGUAAAAGUUAAUCCGUGGGAAACACUUGAAGGUAGACGAAUUGUAGAUAUCAAACAUCUAUUUCGUUCACUGCAAUCAAUUCACCAUCAAGGUUUUAAUUGUACUUUCCGUGAUUUGGAGUUUUUAAACGAAAUACGUAAGGGAUAUCUCAGCACUUUUCAAUUUAAAUGCAAAGUAUGUGGCAUUACAGAAAAUAUAAAUAAUGAGGAUGAGAUCUGUAACAGUAAAAAUGUUAAUAUUAAUAUGGCUAUAGUAAGCGCUACAGUUAAUACCGGACAAGGCUAUAGUCAAUUAGAAGAAUUUGCUGCGACAUUAAAUAUGCCCAAUAUGUGUAAUAGAACGUAUCAAGAUUUUCAUAAUACUAUGUAUAUGCAUAUGAACACCAUAGCAUUGAAUGAAAUGCAGUUAGCGGGACAAGAAGAAAAACGAUUAGCGCUAGAAAAUGGUCAAGUUGACCAUUUAGGACGACCUAAAAUUGCAGUAGUCGCUGAUGGCGCUUGGAGUAAGCGAUCUUACAAAACUAAAUACAACGCACUGUCCGGAGUUGCUUGUAUUAUUGGUGCAAAAACAAAAAAAGUUAUAUUUUGUGGAGUCAGAAACAAAUAUUGUUGUAUAUGUCAAUUAGCUGAAAACCGUGACGAAAUAGCACAGGAUCAUGUAUGUUUCAAAAAUUGGAAUUCGGCCUCAACCGCGAUGGAAGCCGAUAUUAUUGUUGAAGGGUUCAAGCAAAGUCUGCAUAUGCAUAAUGUUAUAUAUUCUCAGUUAAUAGGAGAUGGUGACAGUAGUAUUAUGAAACGUUUAAGAUUGGAAAAGCCAUAUGGUACAAAUGUUGUUAUAAAAAAAGUAGAAUGUACUAAUCAUUUACUACGUAACUACAUAAAUCGUCUUAGAGAUAUAAGUGGGAAAAGAAAAAAUGAUAAAGGAGAUGUCAUACCUGGUUGUUAUCGGAAAGUCGUUCAUGAUCGCUUACUUAGGCUUCGGUAUGCUGUCACUGAAGCGAUAAAAUAUAGAAGACUUGAACAAACAGACCGCACAUAUGAAGCAACACUGACUUUACUCAAAGCAGAUAUAACAAACGGACCUAAUCAUGUUUUCGGAGACCACACUAAAUGCCAAUCGUAUUUUUGUGAGGGUCAAAAGAAAGGAGAAGAAAACAUCGUACCCGAUUUAAAAAUCUUUGGUGUUUGGGAUGAUAUUUGUAGAGCCCGAAAUCUUCUAACUUAUCAUACCGAAAGUUUAAUGUAUGGAUAUAAUAACAAUUCAGCUGAACUUUAUAAUUCAAUUUUAACCAAAUAUGUCGGAGGGAAACGUGUAAAUUUUUCAUUGAAUGGGUCUUAUCAACUAAGGUGUAGCGCAGCAGUCACUGCAUAUAAUUCAGGACCAAACCGUCUUUCGUUGUUUAACAAACAUGUAACAAAUAAAAGCCCAGGGAUAUUUACAAAAAUGUAUAUUAAAAGGCAUAUAGUAAGAGCUGAAACUCGAAAACGACGGCGAUGUCUUUUUAGUGGACCAAAAAAUAGAAAAAAAUGUACAACAAUAGGAGGACCAGAUGAAAACUAUGGAAAUGUGUCUCAUGACCCACUUUCUGAACUUACUGAUGUUGAAAUCCAACAGUUAAAAAAUAAGUUCAUGGAAAAUUUAAAAUUAACUGAAAAACAAAUUAUAGACUUAGAAAUGAAUACUAAAAGACAACAUCAAUGUGAUGAAUGGCAUUUGGAGCGAAAAAAAAGACUCACUGCUUCAGUGUUUGGUAAAUUAUGUAAAAUGCGCCAAACCACGUCUCGCGAAAAGGUAAUAAAAGAAAUGUUGUAUGGGACUUUUAGUGGUAAUGCUGCUACGCGAUAUGGAAUUGCACACGAAGAUAUGGCUAAAGAAGAGUUGGAGAAAAUAAUUGGAAAAAAAAUUGAAAGUGCAGGUUUAUUUGUAGAUGCAAAUUUACAAUUUUUAGCGGCGUCUCCCGAUGGACUAAUAGACAAUGAUAGUCUCGUCGAAAUUAAAUGUCCAGCGUCUGCUAAGAGUUUUACUCCAGAAGAAGGAAUUUUAAUGAAAAAAAUAAAAAGUUGCACUAUUGAAAACGGUCAACUACAUCUAAAAAGAAAUGAUGGUUACUUUUAUCAAGUCCAGGGUCAACUGCACAUAACACGCAAAAUGUUUUGUUAUUUUUGUAUCUGGACACCUAAAGGUUUGAUGUAUGAAAAAAUUGAAAAAGACGAUGAUAUCUGGGAUAAAAAUAUGAAGUCUCAACUAACAACGUUUUUUACAGAAUACUUUUUAUCUGAAGUUUUAAAAGACAGUCUAAUAUUGAAUGAAUAA
Molecule: messenger RNA, 2604 nt
Organism: Macrosiphum euphorbiae (potato aphid)
Lineage: Eukaryota; Metazoa; Arthropoda; Insecta; Hemiptera; Aphididae
Source: the annotation of a GenBank genome assembly